Molecule: messenger RNA, 1392 nt
Organism: Malurus melanocephalus (red-backed fairy wren)
Lineage: Eukaryota; Metazoa; Chordata; Aves; Passeriformes; Maluridae
Gene: OCSTAMP
Product: osteoclast stimulatory transmembrane protein
Exons: 3
Cellular component (GO): membrane
Source: RefSeq, a predicted model, not a curated record
UCCAGGAUGAGAGCCCGUGCCUACUGUGAAGACUUUCUGUUCCCAAAGGCUCACAGAACUAUGGCAGAGCUGUGGAGCAUUUACUCCAAAGCUGUCCCAGCAGAUGGCAGAGAGCUGUGGACCUUGUUCCUGCAGUGUUCCUGUGUCACUGUGGUGAUWGGAGCCCUCUUCCACAACUGGCUGUUGGCGUCCCUGGAGUACUCCUGGCACCUCUCCGUCGCAAUGGCCGUGUCCUUCAGCCUGCUCCUUCUCCUGGCUCUCCUCCUGGUGCAUCCUGCCCGCUGUGUCUUCAGCAUGAUCAUGCCCACCUUAGGCACCAAGCAGGGCAGGAAGCUUCUCUUCUCAACCUGCACCAUGAUCGCAGUGGUGAACAUAACGCCCAACAUCAUAAGCAACAUUAAAACCAUCCUGCAGGUUAUUGAGUGCAUCUGCAAGAAUUCCUCUGACAGUCUGCUGAACUCAACUGCUCUGCUGGACAAAGUUGCCUGGGAGUUUGGGGAUGCAAUCCAAGAAAUCAUUCAUCCUUCUUACAAGCCUAUGAAUGGACAUUUUCGGUUUUUGUUGCUUCACAACAACUCCUYGAUUUACCAGCAAAUGCACCUUGCUGGUGAGAAAAUUAGCAGAGAGUUCUUGUCUGUUGAGGUGCUGGUCAAAGACUCUAUACGAGUGGCCAAUAGACUGGUUGCUGGUUUCUUCGUGCUCUAUCUCUGUUUUGAGUCCACCUGGUAUUUGAAAAAUUAUCUCACCAACCUCUGCUUUGACAAUUUUUACAUCACCAAAGAGCUGGAGCGUUUAGCCAUGGACAGAAAAGCUGCUCAUCUGCUGGUGGGCUCAUCCARAAAACUCCUCCGACCAACAGGCUUGAAGCUGUCCUGGGAAGAAGUGGUGCCAUGCCUCGUGCGGGCCAUGCUGGUCACCGUGGCCCUGGUGCUGAUGCUGCUGGUGGUGGCCAUGGACCACUUUGCCUUCAGCAUGGCAGACACGGCGGUGAGAAAGGCAGCCCAGCUCUCUGCUGUGCCURUCAGUCUCAGCAUCAAGUACAAGGUCAAAAUAGGUAUCGUGGACUUUUUAUUCAAAGUUUUUGGGAUUCCUCCCAAGGAAUCACYACUUGGGAGCUUCAACAGGGCCUACCACCAUCAUCUGAUCUUCAGCUCUGCCCACUGCAGGGUCAGCCCCCCGACACCUCCCAACCCCUCUGUGCUGCUCGUUGUGGGGCUGCUCUUCUGCAUCCUCUACACCACCGUGUUCCUGGAAACCUACGCACGCCGCCWGUGCCGCAAGAUCGCAGCCUCCUUCUUCCCGAGCUGGGAGGAGAAACGAGCCCUGCACCUCUACAGGAAACUGUCCAGGAGGCACAGGAAGGAGCAAAACUGUGGGAAGAGCUGAGGAUAG